AACACCCUUUUAUCCAUGGCUGCUGACGACCUUCAGCAACAGAACAAAAAGCAACUGGAAAACGAGGGAAAAGAACUAAUGACAGACGACUCAAACCAGAGGUAUGAGCACAAAUAUCUGACUGAGGUUAUCGUCCUGGCCCACAACCUCACAGGUUUGAAACAGGAGGUAAACAACCUCAAACGCCAGAUCACUGAGUCCCAAACGGAGCUGACACAUGCUAAAAACCGCAUAGACCAGCUAGAGAUGGAGGCUCAGGACAGACACAAGGACCCUGGCAGAAGGGAGUCACAGGAGGUAAUCCACAGACUUCAAACGGCUCUGACAGCUGCUAAACAACAAGAGCAGCUGGAAAAGACAGCCAGAGAGCACCUGGAAAAGGUACUCUUUCACAAAGAUUCACUGUUAAAAACAGCAAAUUCUGAACUCUUGGACAAAGAUGCCAGAAUCAUGGCCUGUGAAGGUCAACUGAAUGUGUCCAGAGCUGGAGUUAAAGUGCUGACUCAGCAGCUGGACAACACCAAAGAUGAACUUGACAUGGUCCAACGAGAACUGAGACACUCUUACCUGCUGCAAAAGGAACCACAGCAGGAGAGACAUCUCACUCCCCCACUUGCAAUCAGCAGAGAAACCUCCCCCAGCCAAGCACAGAUUUACAAAGGGAGGAGACAAACCCCUAUGCUUAACACGUCAUCGGACAGUUUCCUUAAAGCUUCUGCAGCCGCGGAAGGAAAAGGAUUGAUUCAGACGAAUCUUGAAACGACACGUGUAGCGACACUCAAAGACCUCAACCGAAUGGCCAGACAUAUCCCUGCAUUUACACCAGAGCUUGCAGGAGACCAUGACGUCCACGCUUACCUGCGAGACAUUGACUUUCACCUGCAGUCUUUGAUGAGUGUGAACCAUCAAGAUAGACUCCAUCUGAUCUGGAUCACGUCCAGCCCAGAGUUGCGACGCUUUCUGGCUCGACAGCCAGAAAACAUCCAGUCUAACUACCAGCAGCUGAAACAAGCCAUCAUAAGGGAAUUCUCAGAGUCUAAAAACGGACUGAUCGCUGCCCUAGACACCAAACAGGGUCGGCAUGAAACUCCCUAUGUUUACUACCACAGACUCAGACGAGCUUACUUCGGAGCUCGCAACAAACCUGGGAUGGAGGAGGACACCAGCUUCAAGUGCCUUUUCCUCCAAAACCUCCAUCCUAUGGUAAGUCACCAUUUAGGCAUUAUGGCCUGCCCCCACACAAUGCCUAUCCAACAACUGCGUGACCUGACACAGAAAGCCUUUAACAAACACAAGGCCUCACCCAGCGAACACCACAGGACGUCCCACAGCAGUCUACAACAACAUCCUCCUGUACACCUUUCAAACAGGUGCCAAACAGAGGCUGCACAAAGACAGCUAGAAACGCCUGUUACUGAGUUACAAGAGCUGCUAGCACUAGCAAAAGAGCUCCUGGAACAGAACUCCCCUGAGGAGUACUGGGAAGAACAAACCUCUGACUCUUGCCCAACACCACUCAGGCAAGCUCAAGUCAGCACUGCUGCCAGAGCAGAGUAACACUGCAGACUUCAGACACCUGGUGACUAGGUGCCGAACCAAGGGCUGAACGGCCACCUGCUGCCCUUUUGCUACCAGUACUAGGUCAGUCUGGAACUCUCUCCACACUACACAAUGCCCAUAACCACUCCCUGCAGCCACAAACAAGCACCUGCCUCAAACAAACUGACUUCAUAAUGACAGGUGACACACUGUCAAGGCACCUGCUGCCUCUGCACCUGCUGCAGAGACCUGGAUGUGGCUACUGUCUACAUCACCCACCGUGGAACAACCACCUGCUACAAAACCCUCAUGAUUCAC
This is a messenger RNA of Xyrauchen texanus (razorback sucker), 1857 nucleotides long. RefSeq lists its product as uncharacterized. Lineage: Eukaryota; Metazoa; Chordata; Actinopteri; Cypriniformes; Catostomidae. The transcript is spliced from 2 exons. The coding region runs from base 16 to 1557 and encodes 513 amino acids. The record is from RefSeq and is a predicted model, not a curated record.